Messenger RNA from Closterium sp. Naga37s-1, 984 nucleotides. The record is from the annotation of a GenBank genome assembly. NCBI's taxonomy places the organism in Eukaryota, Viridiplantae, Streptophyta, Zygnematophyceae, Desmidiales, Closteriaceae.
AUGCGCCUCCCAUUCCACUGCUCCACCCCCCUGCCUCCCUUCCACCUUCAUCCGCUCCUCCCCGCGCCCGCCCUGACGCACCUCCCUUCCCCGCCGUCGUGUCCACCCGUCGCGCCGCCCUCACCUCCCCACGCCGCCUGCCCCCCCACUCGCCCCUCCCCCCUCCCCCAACGCGCCUCCCCUUGCACGCAUCCCCUCACUCGCUCGCCCCUCUGCCCGUCCGUCUGUGCCGCCCCUCAUCAGCGGGCGGCCUCAGCCAGCACCCACACACAGCCCUCACUGCGCGUGCCAUCUCCCCGCGUGCCCGCUCCUCCCUGCCAUUCAACCUGCGCUCAAUCUUCUUCCUUGCGCCUUUCCUUUCCCUCCCCGCAACAACCCACCCCGUUCCCCCCCUUCCCUGCCCUGCCCUCCCUUCCCCUCCUCACAGCUCCACGCGCGUCCGCUUCCCCCUGCGCGUGUUGCUGCUGCGCCGCCACGCAGCUGCCCCCCCUGCCGCACCCACACUCGCGCGCCCCGUGCUUGCCAGGCGCAUGGCGGCCAGCAGCCCUGCCCGCAGUGCUCCCCCUUGCAGCCACGCGCCCAAGGCAACCCCGCACUGUGCGGGCGGCAGCGGACGGCGACAUGGGCGGCAUGGCAGCCAUUGUGGGCGGCGCUGUGGCGGUGGUUGGGGCGGCAGCGGUGCUGGUGGGGCUGCAGCGAGGAGGGGAGUCGGAGAGAGCAGGGGAGGGCGAGGGCGCUGCUGCUGCUAAGGUUAAGGUGCCAUGCGCGGCGUGCAGGGGCAGCGGCAUCUGCAGCGCGUGCCAGGGCGAGGGCUUCGUGCCCAAAGCUGCCAGCGCGGGGCAGCCCUCCCGCGGACUGGCCUCCAACCCCCCCUCCGCCCAACGCUCCUCCGCCAGGCUGGCGAACAAGUGGCGGUACUGUGUGGCAUGCAAUGGCGCUCGUGUGUGUGCCACGUGUGAGGGGCGCCGCACCGUGGACGCAUGA